AAUGAGGUGGGGCUUGCAGCAACGGUCGCGGUGUUCUGUUGAAAUUCCAUUGCCGAACAUUAGCAAGCUAAAAUAACUGGAACUAAGGAUAUAGCUUCCGAAGUGUGGACAACGACCAAUACCACCCAAAUGUGGAUUUAAUUUGGGGAAAACAUGUAAAAAUUCUGGAAUGGGAUUACUCAAGGAUUGCUUUGAUGUGUACUGCAUUUACCUCCGAUUUAGCUGUGGCUACCUCUCAAGCUAGCCGAAUCGGAACAAUCGGCGGAUAACUGGCUAACUAACGUUAAACGUAACUAGCUAGCUAAUUCUUUAACGUCAGGACUAGGACGGAGCACGCUUCAUCGCUAAAAAUACACAAAACGAAUGUUGUUACUGUCAUGGGUCCAGCCGGGUGCCCCCAUGUGAACGGGUUCAAAGUGGAUAACUGGAAACAGAAUCUACGGGUCAUUUACCAAUGCUUUGUGUGGAGUGGGUCUGCCGAAACCAGGAAACGCAAGGCCAAGUCGUGUGUCUGUCACAUGUGCGGUGCCCACCUGAACCGGCUCCACUCCUGCCUCUACUGCGUCUUCUUCGGCUGCUUCACCAAGAAACACAUCCACGAGCACGCCAAAAACAAACGACACAAUCUAGCUAUAGAUCUAUUGUAUGGAGGUAUAUAUUGCUUUGUGUGCCAAGACUACAUAUACGACAAAGAUAUGGAACAGAUUGCCAAAGAGGAACAAAGGAAAGCGUGGAAAUUGCAAGGUGUAGGGGAGAAGUAUUCGACGUGGGAGCCCACCAAACGAGAGCUGGAGCUGCUGCGGCACAAUCCAAAGCGUCGGAAAAUGACGACAAACUGCACCAUUGGUCUUCGAGGUCUGAUCAACCUGGGCAACACGUGUUUUAUGAACUGUAUCGUCCAGGCCCUCACCCAUACACCCCUGCUGCGGGACUUCUUCCUGUCCGACAGACACAAGUGUGAAAUGCAGUCCAACUCCUGUCUGGUGUGUGAGAUGUCACAGCUCUUUCAGGAGUUCUACUCGGGCCACCGUUCACCCCACAUUCCCUUCCGACUGCUGCACCUGGUGUGGACUCACGCGCGCCACCUAGCAGGAUACGAGCAGCAGGAUGCCCACGAGUUCCUCAUCGCUGCCCUGGACGUGUUGCACCGCCAUUGCAAAGGAGAUGAUAACGGGAAGAAGGCCAACAACCCCAAUAACUGCAACUGCAUCAUCGACCAAAUCUUCACUGGGGGUCUGCAGUCUGACGUCACCUGUCAAGUCUGCCAUGGUGUUUCCACGACGAUAGACCCGUUCUGGGACAUCAGUCUGGACCUGCCGGGGUCGUCCACGCCCUUCUGGCCCCUCAGCCCCGGGGGAGACGGCAGCACACUCAACGGAGAGAGCCACCUCUCAGGGGCCACCACACUCACAGACUGUCUACGCAGGUAUCUCAUCACUCUACCCCUCUCUCAGGGGGCCACCACACUCACAGACUGUCUACGCAGGUAUCUCAUCACUCUACCCCUCUCUCAGGGGGCCACCACACUCACAGACUGUCUACGCAGGUAUCUCAUCACUCUACCCCUCUCUCAGGGGGCCACCACACUCACAGACUGUCUACGCAGGUUUACCCGACCAGAACACUUAGGGAGCGGCGCCAAGAUUAAGUGUAGUGGUUGCCAUAGUUACCAAGAGUCCACCAAACAGCUGACUAUGAAGAAGCUCCCCAUUGUGGCGUGUUUCCACCUCAAAAGGUUUGAACACUCUGCGAAGCUGCGGAGGAAGAUCAUUACGUACGUCUCGUUCCCCUUAGAGCUGGACAUGACUCCCUUCAUGGCCUCCAGUAAAGAGAACAGGAUAAACGGACAGUACCAGCAGUCAGUAGACGUUUUCAACGACAAUAAGUAUUCUCUAUUUGCGGUGGUCAACCACCAGGGUACUCUGGAGAGCGGUCACUACACCACAUUCAUCCGGCAGCACAUGGACCAGUGGUUCAAGUGUGACGAUGCCAUCAUCACCAAGGCCAGCAACAAGGACGUGCUGGACAGUGAAGGGUACCUUUUGUUCUACCAUAAACAGUUUCUGGAGUAUGAAUAGCCAGCUUCCUUCAGCACUGAUGUCAACCGCCACCAAGAGUUGCGCAACAACAAAACGGCAACAUAACACAAGCCUACCUGAAACUCUACAUCAGUGAAGAUUGAAAGCUGUGGGAAUGGAGGCAAAGGAAAACGAAUCCCGCAUCCUUUCUAACUAAAGGACACUCCAAAACCAAUCUGCAUGGAAGCUACUACGUAGGAUCUACUUGAUAGGACGGAAAGGAGGAAGAGGAGGGGGAAGAUUGCCGAAUGGAAAGAGAAACGAGAAGCCUUUGUUGGAAGAUGAGGUGCUUCGCUCUCUCGCUCUCCUCCUCUCGUUUCGGGCAGAUGAAGGAACAGUCCGACAGUGGCCACAAGUCAUAAAAACAGUCAACUUCACGUUGUAUUAUUUUUCUGAAAACCAUAAUUCCACUCCCCCCACACACACACACCCAUCUCCCAAGUGACCAAACAUUUCUGAGGGAAGACAUUUGUUUGUCUAAGUUCAUUAUAUGCAUUGUUGUUGCUCUAAAUGCAAAACAAGCUGAGAAAUUAUAUUAAGAACAUUGCAAACACAAGAAGAGAUGACUAUAAUCGUUGUUUGAACUUUUUAGUUUUGAAAAUACUGUAUGAUGAAUCUAGCGCACAUUUUUUUUCUUUUUUUUACUGAAAAAAGAUGGAGGUAGAGAAAGGGAGGUUGUUGUUCUGUGAAAAGUCCCCCCCCCUCUUUUUUUUUCUUUUUUUUUCUUUCUUUCUUUGAGGGCAGGGAAAAUAUAGAAGUAUAUUUUUGUAAGUCAUUUGAAUCCUUGUUCACAGUUUCCAAUGUCCCCCCCCCCCUCGAACCCCUGUCCUUGUUAUGUUGUGCAGUCAAUCAUGUAUUUUUGAAAAAUGUAUGCUUCUUCUCAUGAGACUGCUGUUGUGGAGCCUUUUUCACAUUUGUUGGUUGGUUUGUUUGUUUGUUUCUUGUGAUGGGAUAAUUAUUUUGUUGCUGACAUGGUUGUGAAGAUGUUUCAGGUGAUGCGUUGUUGUGAAUAACAAAAAGAUGAGAACUAUUCUGACACGGUGUGUAUCCUGCCGCGGCUCGAUCCAACAGUGUUAAACUUUGGCCACAUGUUGCUCUAAUUGUGUGUGUGUGGGUGUACGCACAUGUGUUGUGCGCAUGUUUGUGUACUGAAUCAGUACUUUUUUUUCACAUGUUAAUUAUGUAUGUUAAAGUAUGUAUGUUAAAAAAGAAAACCAAGGUAUAAACUGAGUUCCUUUAUCCAUGUUGCUGGAAAAGGUCAAGGGUUAUUAUGCUAGUCAAAAUACAUCCCCCACACUUUAUCUGCUGCAAGAACUGGACACUGAUGGUGAGACACACACAAUAAAAAUCUAUAUCUAUA
Molecule: messenger RNA, 3438 nt
Organism: Salmo salar (Atlantic salmon)
Lineage: Eukaryota; Metazoa; Chordata; Actinopteri; Salmoniformes; Salmonidae
Product: ubiquitin carboxyl-terminal hydrolase 22
Biological process (GO): protein deubiquitination
Molecular function (GO): cysteine-type deubiquitinase activity; zinc ion binding
Source: RefSeq, a predicted model, not a curated record